AUGCUAGCAUUCCUCGUCGCGGUCUCUGCAUUAUGGCUGAACUCGGCCUUGGGGCAGAAUACCACCUCAUGCCAGGCCGUGACCCAGCAUCUCAGUGACCCUCCGUAUGAGAACUAUUUCUAUUCAGAUUGCAACAGUGAUACCCAGGCCGUGGUUACCAGCCCCUUGCCAGACUCCAACCUAUCCAUCAUCGGCCCUAGGCUGGUCAUUGCCUGGCCAGCCGGAAACAGUGGCAUCUGCACGUUCUUCCAGCCUCAGAAUGGCCCGAAUGGCUCACUUGCGAUUGCACUGGUCAACUCCACUCUAGGGAGCCCGUUGGGGUCUGUAUACAGGCCAUCUCGAGGCUCCAAAUAUCCCUUCGUCGGGGUCCAAGGAGUCAUCUCUUUUAACAGCUCAGCUACUCUGACCAUCCCAAUCCUAGGCAGUGUCAGGACCAUUCGGGACUUUACAGAAGGACCAAGUCUGCUCCAGCCCGUCAUACAAGAUGCGAUCAAUGUCACGCAGACGAACGGGACGGGGGCAACUCUUUCCCGACUGUGGCUUGAUAAUGUCACCACGACGAGCUUUACCAUAGUUCCGUAUCAGAACCCCGAGUCGAAUAUUACCAUCGAUGCACGGAACAAGUCUAUCAGCUUCGGUGCAGGAUUCUACGCCUUCUCCGCCAGCUUCAACUACCCCCAAUUGACCCAACUGCCUCCAAGCCAAGUGCUGAAUAGCGCGUCCCGGAACCUGACCCAGCAACAGUUCGGUCAAGUCACGUCUCUGUCAUUCCUGUCUUACUCUGAAAAGCUCCUUGCCGGAGCAUGGCGAUUCCUGACAUAUUUCGGCCGCGACAGCAUGAUCAGUGCCCUGCUUCUCGAGCCCGUCUUAAGUCAAGGCAAUGGAUCCGCCACAGAAGCUGUUAUCGGAGCAGUUUUGGAGCGCAUCAACCGCACCGACGGGUCUGUAUGUCACGAAGAGACUAUUGGAGACUAUGCUACCUACCUAAACCUGCAAAACAACAUGACGAGCACGGCACCAGGCUUCACGUAUCCCAUGAUCGACACCGACUACUAUCUACCCGUCCUGAUGGCACAAUACUUCAACAGUAGCCCCGACCGAAUCGGGCCGCUGUUGAGUCAGAGGGCUGGAUCGGUCGACCCACAAAACCGUAACCUGACCUAUGCAAACCUCACCAUCAUCAAUGCGGAAAAGAUCUUGAACAUAACGGCGCCGUUUACCCUGAACCAGACGGCCGCGAACCUGAUCCAUCUGAAGCCCGACCAGAUCGUCGGACAGUGGCGAGACUCCACCUACGGCCUCGGAGGAGGUCGUGUCCCCUUCGAUGUCAAUACGGCACUCGUCCCGGCCGCUCUCCGCGCCAUCGCCCAGUUGGCUCGUACUCCAGGCGUUUAUCCCAAUAAAACUCGCAUGAACACCACUUCUUGGGCAACCUUGGCCGAUGCGCGGGCACAAAUCUGGGAAGAAAACACACUGCGGUUCUUCGAGACCAACAUCACGGCCUCGACAGCCCGGUCCCGCCUGCAAGACUUUGUCAAGACGGCGACAUACUAUCAUGGCCCAGCAAACGAGUCUUCCCUCCCAUCCUCUGGCAAUGUCACGACCUAUUCGAUCGCUCUGCAGGGCUACAACAAUCUGUCUUCGGUGAACGUACUGCACAGCGACACAGGGUUCCGGUUGUUCUUCGUCAACGUCACGGCCUCGACGGACGAAGCAGCGGCCCAAGAGACACGCUUCAUCAACGCGACAGCGAACAGCAUAAUGCGGCCGUUCCCUGCGGGGCUUUUGACCCCACAGAGCAUGGUGGUGGCCAACCCGGCGCUGUCGGGGUCGGAGGUGCUCAUUUCCAACUUCACCAACUCCGCAUACCACGGCACCGUGGUCUGGUCGUUCCAGCUCGCCAUGAUGGCCAAGGGUCUCGAGCGCCAACUCGGCCGCUGCAACAGGAACGUAAGCAGCCAGUCACCCUCCCCCGCUCCAGCUUGGUGCGACAUCCCGUCUGUGUACAACAACGUCCUUCGCGCGUACAACAGCCUCUGGGACAGCAUCGAAGCCAACUCGGCCCAGCUUCAGGGCGAAGUGUGGAGUUGGACGUACAGCAACUCGACGGGCUUUGUGACCACGCCCCUGGGCGCGCUGCCUCCGCCGCCGGGAGUCAGUGCGGGCACGGAGAGCGACGUGCGACAGCUUUGGAGCCUGACCUUCCUGGCUGUCAAGAGAGACCGAUCCUUAACAUUGACAUAG
This is a messenger RNA of Capronia epimyces CBS 606.96, 2244 nucleotides long. RefSeq lists its product as uncharacterized. NCBI's taxonomy places the organism in Eukaryota, Fungi, Ascomycota, Eurotiomycetes, Chaetothyriales, Herpotrichiellaceae. The record is from RefSeq and is a predicted model, not a curated record. The transcript has a single exon. The coding region runs from base 1 to 2244 and encodes 747 amino acids.